Messenger RNA from Sungouiella intermedia, 2565 nucleotides. The record is from the annotation of a GenBank genome assembly. NCBI's taxonomy places the organism in Eukaryota, Fungi, Ascomycota, Pichiomycetes, Serinales, Metschnikowiaceae.
AUGGAGACAGACUUGUCUAAGGCUGAAAAACUUCGGCGUCGCCAGGAACAACUAGCGAAAUGGAAGCUUAAAAAGACGCCAACCUCGCAGGAAACCACGCCAGUGGCUGAAGAUCCUGUUUCGGCGGAGGAAAAGAAAAGACUCGAGAGGCAGAAAAAGCUCGAAGAGUGGAAACGUAAGAAACAGCAGCAGAACAUCAACCAGGAGAAAGGCAAAGAUACAACUCUCGAGGAAAAGAGGAGAAAGCUUCAGGAAUGGAAACACAAACGUCAAGAAACUGCUGGAGCCAGUAAGGCCGUGGUCCGGAACCUUUUGAGUGGCAUUUCAAAAUCCAAACCGAAGAAACCUGUCAAUGGAGUAAAACGAAUGGUUUUCGACGACGAAGAUGAAUCUUCGGUAAGCAAACCUGUGUUCAAGAAGCCUGCAAUGGCUAAAAGUGAAUAUAAGCAAGUACAGGAAGAAGAAGAAGAUGCACUCGACAAAUUUCUAGAGGGUCUCGAUGAGUCCGAUAAAGUCGAUAAAGUCGAGCAGACUAUAGAACUGGACGAGGAGGAAGAUGUGGAGAUCGACGAUGAUGAUGAGCUCUUGAACAGAAAGAUCAAGAAUUUGCAACAAGGUAAGGAGUUGGUGCAGGUUGAUCAUGACAAGAUCGAUUAUCUCCCGUUCAAGAAGUGUUUCUACACUGAACCUCAAUCGGUGAAAGAUUUGAGUGAUGAGGAAGUCAUAGCAUUGCGUCUUGAAAUGGAUGGUAUCAAGGUCACUGGCAAGGAUUGUCCACGGCCCGUGUGGAGUUUCACCCAAUUGGGAUUAUCUGCGCUUAUAAUGUCGAUUAUGGAAGAGAAAUUGGCAUACACAAAACCUACAUCGAUUCAGAGUCAAGCACUUCCAGCCAUCAUGUCAGGGCGAGACUUUUUGGGAAUUGCCAAAACGGGCUCCGGAAAGACGUUGGCUUUUGUGCUACCCCUUCUCAAGCACGUACAAGAUCAGCCACCUCUUGAAAAGGGCGAUGGUCCAAUUGCUAUACUUCUCACACCAACUCGAGAAUUGGCCCUACAAAUCUACAAGCAGCUCACAUACUUCACCAAGAAGUUAGGGAUUUCCGCAUGUUGCUGCUACGGAGGUUCAUCAAUUGAACCUCAAAUUGCCGAAUUGAAGAAAGGCUCGCAGGUGUUGGUUUCCACCCCUGGACGACUUAUUGACUUGUUGGCUGCAAACGGAGGACGUGUGUGCAACUUAAAGAGAGUUACAUAUGUUGUUUUGGAUGAAGCUGACCGUAUGUUUGAUUUUGGAUUCGAACCUCAGGUUAAGAAGAUCUUUUCCCAGAUCCGACCAGAUAAGCAGAGUAUACUCUUUUCCGCCACGUUUGCGAAGAAGUUGGAGAUGUUAGCCAAAUUGACGCUUCGUGAUCCUGUGGAGAUUGUGGUUGGUGGCAUCAGUGUGGUUGCACCUGAGAUCACACAGAAAGUUGAGUUUUUCGAAGAAACUGAGGACCAGGAAUUGGAGGCACUUAAAUUCCAAAAGCUUGUGGAAAUUCUCAAAGCAAAUGGAGGAAUCAAGAAGUUAGUUUUUGUGGAGAAGCAAGAUUCUGCCGAUCGUUUAUUGGUGAAGCUUCUAGAACAAGAUGUGCCCAGCUUAGUUAUCCACGGAGGAAAGGACCAAAUCGAUCGGAAGUACGCCAUCAAGGAGUUUUCGGCUAAAAACAGCGGCGUGGACGUUCUUAUUGCAACAUCCAUUGCUGCCAGAGGCUUGGAUGUGAAGGGCCUAGACUUGGUGGUCAAUUACGAUCCACCUAAUCACAUGGAAGACUAUGUUCAUCGAGUUGGGCGGACUGGAAGAGCAGGAAAUUCUGGAACAGCAUACACAUUUGUUUCUUCGCAACAAGAGCGACCUAUUACAGACCUAGUUAAAGCCUUGAGACUUAGUAAGGUUCCCGAGGACGAGAUCGAUGCUCGCCUAGUGAAGAUAUCUGAAACUUUCUUGGGUAAGGUCAAGGACGGUAAAGAGAAAUUUCGGUUUGGAUUCGGAGGAAACGGAUUGAACAAACUUGACGAGUUGAGAAACACGAACCAACUGGUGGAUCGUAAAGCACACGAUAUUGAUGGAACUAGAGAAGUUAAAGCAUUCACACCAAAAGCAGACAGCCGCGAGGCUAGCCAGGGUCCACAAAUUGAUCUUCCAGAGUUUACAGUAAUUGAGGGCCGUGCAGAAGAAACCGCUGGCCCGGAUAGGUGCAAAUUUCACUCACGAAUCACCAUCAACGACUUACCUCAGAAGGCCAGAUGGACGGUGGUUAAUGCAGACAGUUUAGCAGAGAUCAUUGAGGCGACAUCAACGUCCAUCACCAACAAGGGCCAGUUUUAUCCUCCAAAUACUAAAGUUCCUACAACAAUCAAGGUGGGAGGAAAAGAGGUCACUGCACCACCUCGACUUUACUUACUUAUUGAAGGUCUUACUGAGAGUUCAGUUAAUGAGGCCAAUAGAAUGAUCCGACAGAAAAUGCUCGAAGGUUUGGAAUUGGCUGAAAAAGAUGAUAAUUCUGCUCCGUCGGGAAAGUACACUGUUUGA